UCUUGCGUCAAUCCAGUUGUACGACAAGAGUGGCGCGCCCUGACGACGUUGGAGAGAGAGGAUUUCGUCCGCUCGGUCAAUUGUCUGGCCGAGACGCCUUCGCAGUGGACACGCAAUGGGAGCGUCAAUGAUGAUUUCGCUUACCUUCAUGCGACGAUCGGGUCGUGGUGUCAUCGCUCGGCAUCUUUCCUCCCCUGGCAUCGAUGGACACUGAACCAAUGGGAGAAAACGAUGCGGCAUCACUGUGGUUACGCAGGUCAUGUUCCAUACUGGGACUGGACCCUCGACUGGAUGAACGUCGCCAACUCCUCCAUCUGGUCUCCCACCACCGGUUUCGGCGGCAACGGCAAUGCCAGUGGAGAAAUCACCGUAGGCAACGGCACAUGCGUCGAGGAUGGUCCUUUCGCCCAUCUCCGCCCCAUCAUGUACAAUCACACCUACAUAACCCACUGUCUCUCGCGCGGCUUCUCGGACAACGGGGAAAUCGAUGGCCAUUGGUAUAGUCCCGAAGCCAUAGGACGACUGAUGCGGCAGGAGAGCUAUCGAGAUUUCCAAGCGGAUUUGGAGUUCCGGUUGCAUAAUACUUUGCAUCCGAGUAUUGGGGGGGAUUUUUUGGCUUUGACUGCCGCGAAUGACCCUUUAUUCUUCCUCCAUCAUGCCCAGCUCGAUCACAUCUGGUGGAGAUGGCAGCAACAGAAGCCGCGAGUUCGGUUGCGUGCGUAUGAAGGUCGGCAUAUGUUUAAUUCGACCGACUACAAUGCAAAUUUACAAGAUUUGCUUUUGUUUGGGGGGUUCUUUGAGGAUGUGCCUGUUUGGAGGGCAAUUGAUGCGGGGAGUGAGGAGCUUUGUUAUACUUAUUGA
Messenger RNA from Pseudocercospora fijiensis CIRAD86, 861 nucleotides. RefSeq lists its product as uncharacterized. The annotation marks the transcript as partial. The record is from RefSeq and is a predicted model, not a curated record. NCBI's taxonomy places the organism in Eukaryota, Fungi, Ascomycota, Dothideomycetes, Mycosphaerellales, Mycosphaerellaceae. Gene Ontology annotation, molecular function: oxidoreductase activity. The transcript is spliced from 4 exons.